Molecule: messenger RNA, 1182 nt
Organism: Phoenix dactylifera (date palm)
Lineage: Eukaryota; Viridiplantae; Streptophyta; Magnoliopsida; Arecales; Arecaceae
Source: RefSeq, a predicted model, not a curated record
AUUUAUUGCCUCCUCUUUAUUGUAGGUGGGCCUCUUUCCCAUGUGCUCCCCUCAAGUGAUGAUGAGAAUUGAUAGAGAGAGAGAGAGAAGAUAUAGAUGUCAUGUUUUUUGGGAUGGAUUUAUCCUUGGAGCCUCCGAAGAGGAGGAGCGCCGACUCGUCGCCGGAGUUCGAGUUCUGGAUGGUUGGCAAUCCUUCUUAUCCGCAGCCGGAAUUACUUACCGCCGACGAGCUCUUCGUCGACGGCGUCCUACGCCCCCUCCACCUCCUUUCCGUCGUCCACUCCGAAGCGGACCCGGAGCCCGAGCUAGCUGAGCCCCCGCCUGACCCCUCGCCGCCGCUGCCGCCCCCGCUGGAGCCGUCGCCGGCGUCGAUCACGUCGUCGAUCUCGUCGUCGCCGUCGUCCGGGUCGAAGCGGUGGAGGGAUAUAUUCAAGGUCGGGGAGAAGAAGGGGAACGAGAAGGAGCGGCCGCGGAGGGAGAGCAAGGGCAGCGGCGGCAGCGCCGCCGAGCUCAACAUCAACAUCUGGCCCUUCUCCCGGAGUCGCUCCGCCGGCAACGGCGCCGUCACUGCCGGCCGGUCCCGGGCAUUCUCCAUGGCCGGGCGGAAAGCCAGCAGCGCCCCCUGCUCCCGGAGCAACUCCCGCGGCGAAUCCUCCAAACCCUCCGCCGCCGGCGCCGGAACGACGAGGAGGUGGGCGGCGAGCCCCGGCCGGGCCGGGCUCAGCGGGGGGGUUCAUCUGGGCCGGACAAGCCCGGUCUGGCAGAUCCGGAGGGGCGAGAAGCGAACCGAGCCGGCGGCCUGCCGGGGGCUGGAGAGGGCGAACCAGAGGGAUAAGGUCACCGGAUGUAAGAAGGCGACUGGCUUUGGAGGUAGCGUUAGAGUUCUUAAUUUGAACGUGAACACUUGCAUCGGGUAUCGGAACCAGGUGAGCUGUAGGGGUAACGGCAAGGAUGGGGUGACCGGCGGUGGCCGGACUGCCACUGAGGGGAGUGGAGGCAAUGGGAGCCUCUUUAGUUUGAGAUCCUUCUUCUCCAAGAAGGUCUACUGAUGAUGUAGAGAGACCUUUUCCCCCAUUUUUUGGAUGGGUUUUGUUUUAUUUUGUUUUCCUUUUGGUUAAUCAUGCUUACUUGUAAUUAACCACUCUUUUUAAGCAAUCUACUUUUGUCUAUUUUAAACUCUAA